This is a messenger RNA of Centropristis striata (black sea bass), 3136 nucleotides long. RefSeq names its product sushi domain-containing protein 4-like. The transcript is spliced from 10 exons. The record is from RefSeq and is a predicted model, not a curated record. NCBI's taxonomy places the organism in Eukaryota, Metazoa, Chordata, Actinopteri, Perciformes, Serranidae. The coding region runs from base 164 to 1801 and encodes 545 amino acids.
CAGUGCAGAUCGGCUCAUUUAUCACAUUGUCGCUGUUUGAGUUAUAACGUUAAAUGUCGUCGAUGUAGCUGUGAUAUUGCAGUUAAAUGUCGAAAGUGUGAGAAAGCGAGGGUGGAGGAUUCGAGGCCGUGUUUUUGUGGUGGAGUUGACUCUGCAGGGGAAGAUGUGCAAUGGAAUGAUAGAGUCAAUAUCAGAAGCCUUUUGGGCCCACACCUCAGCCACAAAACGGUCCUUCUUGUUGCUGCUGGUACUGACUGCAGUGUCCACUGGGCAAGGGUCAGGAUGUGUGAGGCCAUACAUGGUCCAGAACAGCUGGGUAAACCUCACAGAAACCAACAGGGGCUCGUUCCCUGUGGGCACAGUACUGCAGUACAGCUGUGACCCUGGUUACCUGCCAGACGGCCCCAGCAUCCUCACCUGCACCACACCGGGACGCUGGACCUCUGAUCCUCCUCACUGUAUACGCAGUGGUGCAUGUCUACCCCUCUCCAAACCGGAACAUGGAGGCUACACCUGCCACCCGUCCCCCUGCCGAAUGUUUGCCCAUGGCACUGUGAUUGAGUUCUUCUGUGAUGACGGCUUUUUUGUCAGUGGAGACUAUAACUACCUGACCUGUCAGGAUGGACAGUGGGAUGGCCCCAUGCAGAUCAGUUGUGUUAGCCAAGGUUGUAUAAGACCCUCUACGGUGCAGCAUGGAUCAACUAAUCUUACAGACACCAAUAGGAGCUUGUUCCCUGUGGGCACAGUACUGCAGUACAGCUGUGAUCCUGGUUACCUGCCAGCCGGACCAAGCAUCCUCACCUGCACCGCACUGGGACGCUGGUCCUCUGAACCUCCUCGCUGUAUACGCAGUGAUGGUUGUAUAAGACCCUCUACAGUGCAGCAUGGCUCAACUAAUCUGACAGAAACCAACCGAAGCUCAUUUUCUGUGGGCACAGUACUGGAGUAUCGCUGUGAUCCUGGUUACCUGCCAGACGGACCCAGCAUCCUCACCUGCUCCGCUCUGGGACACUGGUCCUCUGAACCUCCUCGCUGUAUACGCAGUGAUGUAUGCCAGCCUCCAUUUCAGCCAGAGAACGGGGGCUACACCUGCCACCCUGCCCCAUGCCAAAGACUUUCUCAUGGCACUGUGAUUGAAUAUUUCUGUGAUGAAGGCUAUGUUCUCAAGGGAGAAUAUAAAUACCUUACCUGUCAGUAUGGAGAGUGGGACAGCCAAAUGAAGCUCAGCUGCCUCAUGGAGCAAGACCACAACCCGUCUUUACCAUUAGGGAUGCCUGCCUUGUCUAUAGUGGCAUCCACAGCCAGCUCCGUGGCCCUGAUCCUGCUCCUGGUGGUGCUGUUCGUACUUCUGCAGCCAAAACUGAAGUCUCUCCAUCGACGUGAUCAGGGUGUGUCCGGUCAGCCUGUAUCCAUCAUGGUGGAAGGAGUCCAGGUGACUCUGCCCUCGUACGAAGAGGCGGUGAACACCAGUGCGGCCUCAGCUUCAGCUCUCAGCUCCGAGUCUCGAGUCCAGAUAGUGCUGUCCGAGGGUCAGCAUGCCACAGCGCCAGAGGCUGGCCCCUCUCGGCCUUCUUCCUUCAAACAGCAGCAAUCAGAGAUGGCCGUGGUUCACCCCGUGCCACCGUCCUCAUCCUCCUCGUCACCCUCGCCCUCGUCCUCUAACUGGGCUCUGGAGCACGCAGGCGCUGCAGCUCCGUCAUCCUCACAAAGAAGGCCGUCUGCAGGCAGCGACCAACACAGCCUGUCUCUGGACUCUGAGAUGGACUACUCUGAUGAUAUGCCAUUGCUGAAGGAGGCCUGAGAAACGCAGCAGCUUUUGGACUUACCCGAGACAACCAGCGUUGCUACUGACCUGUACUGGUGAGCGGGAAGCCUCUUGAGAGUUUGUCAACACAGCUGUCCACACACACGAGGCCAACUAAAGAGGCUCUGAGUGAAGCUGUGGGUCACUCAGAAUAGUUCCUCGGUCCAUCCCAAAGGAGAACAGAGAAGGGAUUCAUAUGUACAUACAUGCUUACAUUUUUUUAUCGGAAUUCCUACACUAUGUAUGUACGUCUAAUGUCUGAAGCUCAGUUUGAAAAUGUAGAAGAAAAACAGAAAGGAACUGGCAUCUCGUGAAGAAGAAAAGAAAAUCACUGAUAUAUUUCAGUUGAAUGGGCGAAGCUGCAAACUGAUUUUGGGAGCUAAUAAUCUCUUCAGUGUCUUGUUUACUGUUCACUUUUCUUUAAUAAUCACAUAUCACACCGUUUGACACGUACAUAACAAAAGAUGCAUGAAGGCCAGGUAAUCUAGAUUGUUGUCCAAGUCAUGCACACAUACAUCAUUGUCUUUGAGGAUUUUUGUGGUUAUAAGGCAUUAUUAUUUAAGAUGUUAUUAGUCAUUCCACUUGUCACUGUACAGUUUAAGGCUGCUUGUCCACUCACAAGAUCACUCUGCUGUGUUUUUCAUUGGAUUGAGGGCAAACCUUUUCAGAGACUUGUUGUUUCAGGCGACACAUUUCGCCCCUUGCAAAGCAUUCCGAUGUACUCACUUCAUACUUGUACCCUUCCCCCCAAUGGCCUUAGCUUUCCACUUCUAUGCACAGGUAUCUAUAAUAUGUAAAAUAAUGAGUUUAAAAAAUGAAUGUGAGUUAAAUGCCUCCACUGCUUAGUGAUAUUAUGUGUGGCUUUGUCAGACACAUCACUUGUACACCAGAAAAUAUUAUUAUUGUCUUAAUUUAUUCCGGCUGCUUCGAAAUUCCUGUUUUUAAGUGUCGACAGGAAACUUAGUUGUGUAUUUAAUUUAUUUGUCUCCAGAACGCUGUUGAUCAGCUGUGGCUUCUUUCAAUGCUUCCACAGCUCUUGGGAAAAGUCUUUUCACUUUGCCGCUUAAGUUUUGAUUCUACCGCAGGCACGUUAUAUGUGACACUGUUUUAAACGUGAUUGGGAUGCUCCGACACAAAAAUGAGUAAGUGUACAGAUUAGUGUAAUGUCAGUGUUCACUAUGUUUGACUGUCCAUUGAAUUUUACUUUUGGACUGAGGAUUGGAGUUUUUUGUUUUUGUGAAGAUGGUAUUUUAAUAUAUGUAAAAAGUUUUAAGUUAUGUUUACUCUGUAUAUACCAUAUGAUCAUUUUGAUUAAAUAUUAUUUGAGGUGUA